AUGCCCUCUUGCGUUGCUGGUGCCGCCCCCUGCUCGUGCCGUGCUGCCGCCACCGCUGAGUCGACGCGCGCAUCCGCGAGCACUCCACCGCAUUGCACCUCUGCGCCGCCCAGCCGCGCCGCGCUGGCCGUGUUGCCAUCCUGCGCCAUCGCGCCGUGCUUUGCCCCACCACCGCCGAGCGUGCUCGUGUCGUCGCCCGUGCGCCGCCCAAGUCCUCACGGUGAGAACCCCCUCCCCUUUCUUCCCUCCUCCAUCUCCUCGGUGCCGUCUGUUCUUGCACCGUCCCAGCUGCGCGCUGCGCCGCUUGCGCGCGCCGUGCCGCCGCCAUGCAGGCAGCCACGUCGCGCUGCUGCUCCCCAUGCCGCAUGUGUUGCGCCGCUGGCCCUUCGCGCCCAGCCGCUCGCCACCGCCCGACAGCGCGUCGCGCCACGCCGCUCGCCUCUCCACCGUGCUGCUCAGCCAUGA
Molecule: messenger RNA, 465 nt
Organism: Phragmites australis (common reed)
Lineage: Eukaryota; Viridiplantae; Streptophyta; Magnoliopsida; Poales; Poaceae
Exons: 1
Coding region: 1-465 (154 amino acids)
Source: RefSeq, a predicted model, not a curated record